Marmota monax (woodchuck) is the source of this 1737-nucleotide messenger RNA. RefSeq names its product succinate receptor 1 (gene Sucnr1). The transcript is spliced from 2 exons. The coding region runs from base 79 to 1029 and encodes 316 amino acids. Gene Ontology annotation, biological process: G protein-coupled receptor signaling pathway. Gene Ontology annotation, cellular component: plasma membrane. Gene Ontology annotation, molecular function: G protein-coupled receptor activity. The record is from RefSeq and is a predicted model, not a curated record. Lineage: Eukaryota; Metazoa; Chordata; Mammalia; Rodentia; Sciuridae.
UCUGGCCACACUGCACUGGGUCAGAAGCUGUCUCCAGAACUGGCCGAGGUUCUGUCAAGGGAGAGGCCAUCCAGCAGAAUGGCGUGGAAUGAAACGUGCAAGGACUGGCUGGAGGUCCAGUCGGCCUUGGAGAAGUACUACCUCUCCAUCUUUUACGGCUUUGAGUUCGUCGUGGGAAUGCUUGGGAACACCACGGUGGUUUUCGGCUACCUCUUCUGUCUGAAGAACUGGAGCAGCAGUAACGUCUACCUGUUCAACCUGGCCAUCUCGGACCUGGCCUUCCUGUGCACGCUGCCCAUGCUGAUGCGAAGCUACUCCAAGGGAGCCUGGCAGUACGGCGAGGUGCUCUGCGUGAGCAACCGCUACGUGCUGCACGCCAACCUCUACACCAGCAUCCUCUUCCUCACCUUCAUCAGCGUCGACCGCUAUCUGCUCAUGAAGUUCCCUUUCCGGGAGCACCUUCUGCAGAAGAAGGAGUUGGCCGUCUUGAUCUCCUUGGCCAUCUGGGCGUUGGUCACCUUGGAGCUGCUGCCUAUCCUCCACGUGAUCGGCCCGGUCACCACGGAGGAGGGCACAAGCUGCACCGACUACGCCAGCUCGGGGGACCCGCGGUACAACCUCGUCUACAGCCUGUGCCUGACCCUGGUGGGGUUCCUGGCGCCGCUGGCUGUCAUGUGCUUCUUCUCCUACAAGAUCACUAUUUUUCUGCGGCAGCGGAGCCGGCAGCUGAGCGUGGCGCAGACGCUGGAGAAGCCCCUGGCGCUGGUGGUCCUGGCCGUGGUGGUCUUCUCCGUGCUCUUCACGCCCUACCACGUGCUGCGCAACGUGCGCAUCGCCUCGCGCCUGGGCGGCGGGCAGGGCUGCACGCAGGUGGUCAUCAGCUGCCUGUACGUGCUGUCGCGUCCGCUGGCCUUCCUGAGCAGCGCUGUCAACCCUGUCUUCUACUUCCUGCUGGGCGACCACUUCAGGGAGAUGCUGGCCAGCAGGCUGCGGCAGGGCUGGCAGUCCCUCACGGCGCUCAGAGGGUGACUUGGCUCUGCACAAGGCCACCGCUCCCAGCAAGCCGUCGGCGGCCUGGCUCCUCCAGCCCAUCAGGAGGGGCUCCGAAAUGAAGCUUGAGAGGCGCGUGGCACCUGGACAUGCGGUGGGAAGCAGGGGAGAAAGUGAGGGGCUCUCCACCCAUGAACUCAAGAGGUCCAGCCCCAGGUGCUCAAAGACUUCUCACCCGGAGCGAGCUUCUGGUGCCUGGAGUCAGGGGGCAGACCCGCAGCCACUGUGUUGGCCAAGUUCUCCGGUGAUUCUCAUUUGUACCAUCCCAGACCUAGCCAAAUAGCAGAUUAGAUAUAUUCUGUCAGAUGUUGUUUUUAGGAGUUGUGUUCUUAAGAAAACUGAAAGUAACAAGGAUUCAGAAAGCAGUGUAAUGAGUUCAAGCAUAUUUCCUUACACUGACCAUGUGUUGAGGUGGAUGUGUAUUUAAUCACUAAUCACUCUUUGUUUUUGUUUUUGUUUUGGUUUUUUUGGUUAGAUGGGUUAUCAGUGGAAAGAACCUGAAGAGAUAAUUCAGCAAAGGGAGAAAAUAGAUUUGUUUGUGCUUGGAAAUUUAGGCAAUCUAGGAAAUUUAAAUUUAAUACAAUUCUUGGUAUUGUAUCAAAAUACUAGAGACAUGCCAAGGAUAGUUGCAAAAAUUUCAGGUGACAACCGAGGAACCUCAAGCCAAAUAAAACAGAACAAAAGUGA